AUGGCGGGCCUGAUCAACCUUUUCCCUCAAUAUUACCAGCAGACCCUCGACAAGAUCAUAUCCAUUCAGUCGGCAAUGCUAGACCUUAAAGUUCCAAAUAUAUCACUUGAUCUGGCUGGCAUUGUUUCGCUGGCCGAUCUAUCCACAAUCGCCCAUCGAACGGCACUUACAGGCGAUGCAACCUUGCUCGAUGCCUUCAUCCUUUGUCCGGGCCUUCAUCUGCAGCAACGCGCCACAGAGGUCCAUGGCAAUGAGUAUCCAGCCGUGGCUGCCAUGACCACUGGGUAUGCCUUUCGCGUAGAGAACCCGGCAACAGUGUACUAUCUUCAGCAGGUCGGUCGAACAGGACAAUUGACUACGCUGUCAGUUACUAGUAUUAAAAAUCGCACGCGAGCUCAGCGUGGCAUGGCAAAACUAUUCUCUGGAUACACGGCAAAUCCGAUGGUUGUCAUACCAUAUUUCCUUGCUGUGGGCGGUACGUUGACGACACUCGUCUUGCUCAUCCUUACCGAGGAUGUAUGGGGACUUGUCGUCAUUCUUCUCCUAAUGCUAAGCCGCCUCAUUCAUAUCUUCCUCAUCCGAAACCGAAAUCAUGAAGGCUGGAAGGGCGCCAAAGAGCCCGGUGUGAAUGGUGAUCUCCUCGUUCUGCUCAGUCAAGACCGCUGGGUCCGAAUCCGGGGACGGGUGGAUGACCUCAAAGCUGUCACUUCUGGAAAUUGGCUGCGUGAAAUGAAUGCAGUUGAGAGUGCCUUGGCUGGAUUUGCAACGAUUCUCGUCUAUUUCACCGCUGCCCUGGCUAGCAAUGCCAAACAGACAGGCAAGAUAUUGCUUACGAUUCUGUUAAUCUCAUCUGCAGGCUUGCUGGGGGUGGUGAAUAUGUCAACAAGAGUCAUGCAAAUGCAUGGGAAUAUCAUCAAGGUCGAUGGUCCUCGCAAGGAGUAUACUCGACGUCUUGAUCUGGCAAAGGAAUUGGUCAAGGAGAGUGGCCGGACGGAUUGGGCUCUACGAUUGGGGAUGAUUAACACCGCUUCCCAGGUUCAAGAUGUUCAGCCGGAUGAAAAAGCCAUGGAGGCUUCUGAAGUGAUCAUGUAA
Aspergillus wentii DTO 134E9 is the source of this 1092-nucleotide messenger RNA. RefSeq lists its product as uncharacterized. The transcript has 2 exons. The record is from RefSeq and is a predicted model, not a curated record. NCBI's taxonomy places the organism in Eukaryota, Fungi, Ascomycota, Eurotiomycetes, Eurotiales, Aspergillaceae. The coding region runs from base 1 to 1092 and encodes 363 amino acids.